Drosophila novamexicana is the source of this 1967-nucleotide messenger RNA. Its product is annotated as sodium-independent sulfate anion transporter. The transcript is spliced from 9 exons. Bases 81 to 1895 code for a protein of 604 amino acids. NCBI's taxonomy places the organism in Eukaryota, Metazoa, Arthropoda, Insecta, Diptera, Drosophilidae. Gene Ontology annotation, cellular component: membrane. Gene Ontology annotation, molecular function: sulfate transmembrane transporter activity. The record is from RefSeq and is a predicted model, not a curated record. Gene Ontology annotation, biological process: transmembrane transport.
AAUAACUAUAUAUAAAAAUAAUAAAAAAAAAAACAAUUAGGUAAAAAACAAACUAGAAGAAUCGUUGAGCUAGCAAAGUUAUGAGAGCCAACGAAAAUGAAGAGAAUCUUUACCGGGAGCAGUUGCCCGAUGUGGGCACGCUUAUCAGAGAGAGUGGACGAAAGUUCUGUCGCCCGGCGACAAUCACCAACAAAUUUCCGAUACUAAGCUGGCUGCCGCGUUAUCGCUCCGGGUAUGUGGUGCAGGAUUUUAUAGCCGGCUUUACGGUCGGACUUACAACUAUACCGCAGGCCAUUGCGUACGGAGUUGUGGCUGGACUGGAGCCACAAUAUGGUCUCUAUUCGGCCUUUAUGGGCUGUUUUACGUACAUUGUGUUCGGCUCCUGCAAGGACGUGACCAUCGCCACAACUGCGAUCAUGGCGCUGAUGGUCAACCAAUAUGCGACAAUUAGCCCGGAUUAUGCGGUGCUUGUCUGUUUCCUGGCCGGUUCUAUCAUUCUGAUCCUGGGCCUGCUCAAUAUGGGCGUGCUGGUGCGCUUCAUAUCGAUUCCGGUCAUAACUGGCUUUACGAUGGCAGCGGCCACAACAAUUGGAAGUGCUCAGAUCAAUAAUCUCGUCGGCCUCAAGGGACCCUCGAACGAUUUGUUGCCCUCGUGGCAGCAUUUCUUUAUGAAUCUAACCUCGAUACGAAUCUGGGACGCCUUGCUGGGUGUUCUGACUUUGGUCUUUCUGCUGCUCAUGAAGCAAUUGACAAAGAUCAAAUGGGGCCACAGGCUGGUCUGGAAGUAUCUCUCGCUGUCGCGCAAUGCAUUGGCCGUCAUAUUCGGGACAUUCCUGGCAUAUAUACUUAGUAGAGAUGGCAAUCAGCCAUUCCGGGUGACGGGCAACAUAACCGCGGGCCUGCCACCCUUCCGCUUGCCACCCUUCAGCACAGUCGUCGAUGGGGAGUACGUGUCCUUUGGCGACAUGAUAAGCACUGUGGGCGCUUCCUUGGCAUCCAUUCCAAUGAUCGCCAUACUGGAGAUCGUGGCCAUAUCCAAGGCGUUCUCCAAGGGAAAAAUUGUGGAUGCCUCGCAGGAGAUGAUUGCCCUGGGCAUGUGCAAUAUAAUGGGUAGCUUUGUGCUCUCCAUGCCGGUGACUGGUUCCUUUACGCGCACGGCCGUCAACAAUGCGAGCGGGGUGAGAACGCCCCUCGGAGGAGCCGUAACUGGAGCGCUCGUGUUGAUGGCCCUGGCCUUUCUCACGCAAACCUUCUACUAUAUACCGAAAUCGACGCUGGCAGCUCUCAUAAUAGCAGCUAUGAUAUCUCUAGUCGAGCUGGAGAGAAUCUCCGAAAUGUGGAAUGCAAAGAAGCGCGAUCUCUUUCCCUUCGUGGUGACAAUUGUGACCUGCCUGUUCUGGAGCCUGGAAUACGGCAUAGUCUGUGGCAUUGUGGCCAAUCUCAUCUAUAUACUUUAUAGCAGCGCUCGACCGCAGGUUCUCAUUACGCUUGAGAAGAUUAAUGGCUAUGAAGUUGCCCUGGUCGAUGUCAAGCAGAAGCUGGACUAUGCCUCUGCGGAGUAUCUAAAGGAAAAGGUUGUGGCUUAUCUGAAUCAGCAGGACUGCAAAAUACUUUUAGUUGUGAUCAAGGGCCAGGAGAUUAAUUCCAUUGAUUAUACAGUGGCUAUGAAUAUAAUAUCGCUACAAGGCGAUAUUAAGGCAUUGAACUGUGAUCUGAUCUGUUGGAACUGGAAUAUUGGUUCCGCUGGUGUCGUGUGCCGGCUCAAGAGUGAUAUGCGUUCCAUAUUCAAAUUUGAUUACGAGCUGGAAGAGCUGGUCGCUUCCCACUUCGAUCCAUCCAACACGGCAUCGACUGUAACCAUUGACACCACACAAAGCCAAGUCAAUGCGGCCUAGAGCGUAGCUUGGCCCAACUAUUUAAGCUUACAGUAUUUUAUAUCCAUAAAUAAAAAACAGUGUACUUACAAA